This is a messenger RNA of Paramecium sonneborni, 1006 nucleotides long. The record is from the annotation of a GenBank genome assembly. Lineage: Eukaryota; Ciliophora; Oligohymenophorea; Peniculida; Parameciidae.
AUGAAGAAGUAUUCAUCUUAGAGAUUGCUAUUGACAAAUGAAGAAUUAUUACGUAUUUAAAUUCUAGCUAAAAACUCUUUUCGACCAGCAUCCAAAUAAAGAAUAAAAGAGAAACCACAAAAUGAAACAUAUUAAUUCAAACCUGAAGUAUAGAAUAAAUUGAUUUUAGAUUAACAAAUAAUCUGUAAAUCUAUAAAGAUCUAUAAAUGAUUUAUUCAGAUGGAAUUUAAAUAGAUAAAUGAAGAGAUAAUAGAUAUAUGAUGAUGAAGUAUUAAAUUUUGAUUAAUUUAUAGUCAAGAGAACUAUUUAACAAUGCAAAUAGAUUAACUCAUGAACUUACUAACACUUCUGUUUUUGAUAGAUUAUAUUAAGUACGAAAAAACAGUGAAAAUAUUAUAUGUAAUCUGAAAUUUCAAUAUAAUUAGAACAAUCUAAAAGAAAUACUAGCAAUUUUGGACCUUAUUAUACUAAAAAUAUGACUAGUUCCAUGUAUUAAGAAUAUCAACGUUAAUAAUAGUUAGAAGUAUCAUAAUUCAAAUCUAAAACUAAUGCCACUGAUAGUAAAUAUGAAUUAUCACAUUAAUAAACUCCUAAUCCUAAUUUUCUUGAUUCUGAUUAAUUACCUAUUGCUGUAAAUGAUGUAAUCUCUUAUUCUUGAUAUUCUCUUUAGUAAAUUAAAGUUUCAAUACCUGUUCAUCAAUAUGUAGAUAUAACUGAAUAAUUGAGUAAUUCUAUGAAUGAACCUGAUUCUCCUGCUAAAUCCCCUUUACAUUAGAAAGAUAUCGAAGUCAUGGUUGAAAGGUAUUAAUCUAAUUUACUAGUAAAUAGAUUGAAUAAUUGGUAAGCUAAAAAACAACAAUAAGAACAAUAAGGAUAAUAAGAAGAUUUAAAUCUUAAAUCUUAAAUCAAACCAAAUUUUAUUAAUCAAAACCGAUAACCAUCUUUCGGAACUUCGUAAUCUCAAUCCAAAUCUUAUUCGACUAUGUUCCUAAAUAAUAAUAAUUGA